UUCACAUGCUUAGCUGUGUUAGUGUAAAUUAGGAAAACAUGGAGGAAAAAUACAAUGAGAACCUGAUUGAGUAUACUGGGGGCUGCCAUUGUGGUAAAGUUGGCUGGAAUGUUCUGGCUCCAGCUCUUCUAAAAGUGGUUCGAUGCAAUUGCUCCGUGUGCAGAAUGAAAAUGAAUGAUCACGUGAUAGUUCCCGAGAAUCGAUUUAUUCUUUUGUUCGGAAAAGACAAUCUUCAAACUUACACUUUCAACACUCAUCAAGCAAGGCAUCUAUUCUGUAAAAACUGUGGGGUUCAAAGUUUCUACCGACCUAGAUCUAACCCAGGAGGAGUUGGGUUCAUGCCACAUUGUAUUUUAAGCCCUGAUAUUCAGGAGAUCCAGUUGAUCCAAUUUGAUGGAAAGGAUUGGGAGAAAUCUUACCAUGAAGAUAAAUUGAUAAAGAGUAUGUCAAAUUAGAUAUUGUAUUGAAAUAAAGCAUUACAUAAACAGA
This is a messenger RNA of Eurytemora carolleeae, 489 nucleotides long. RefSeq names its product centromere protein V. Bases 39 to 455 code for a protein of 138 amino acids. The record is from RefSeq and is a predicted model, not a curated record. Gene Ontology annotation, molecular function: carbon-sulfur lyase activity. The transcript has 5 exons. NCBI's taxonomy places the organism in Eukaryota, Metazoa, Arthropoda, Copepoda, Calanoida, Temoridae.